Molecule: messenger RNA, 2278 nt
Organism: Paramecium primaurelia
Lineage: Eukaryota; Ciliophora; Oligohymenophorea; Peniculida; Parameciidae
Source: the annotation of a GenBank genome assembly
AUGAGAAGUUCAAGUUCUAACUAUUCAUUAUAAAGAGAUAUAUAAAAAAUAGAGAGUAUAGAUUUGAGAAAUAGAAGUGGAAUCAGAAAUAAAAAAGAAGAAAAUGCAUAUUCACGAAUUGAUAAUAAGGAAAAUUAUUCAAUUUAAACAGGGAAAAAUUAAUUAUUUUCUUAUGGAGCAAAAUACUAACAUAAACUUUAAAUGUAAAAAUCUAAAGUAGAGAUACCUAUUGUUGAAAUCAAAAGAGUAGAUGAUAAAAAAUAGUUGAGUGUAAUUUUCAAAUUUUAUGCAUCUUUUGGAGAUAGAACCAAUAUUGAUUAUAUUAGAUCAAAUAAAGUACAUAAAUUAAUGUCAGAUUCAUAAAUCAAACUUUAAAGAUAAGAUUAAUAAUAAAUUGAUUUACUUUUUGUUAAAGCAAAUAGAAAUAAACCAAAUAUGGAUUUUGAGAACUUUUAUUACUUUUUAGAAUUAUUAUCUGAAAUUUUAUAUGGAGAAAAUUCAUUCUAAAUAUUAAUGGAUAAUCAUUUAACUCCAUUAUAUGAAAACAUAAUCUCAUCUACAGAUUUAGGAGAUGAAGAGACUAAACUAUCUUAAGAAAUUGAUCCAAUCUGUGUCAAAUUAAUGUAGGUUGUUAUUCAACCUAUUACUUUUAUUUAUAAUAAAUAUUUUCCUCCUUAAUUUAAGAAUUUUAAUUUGAAAGACUAAUAAGAAGAAUUAAUGUUGAAAUAAUAGAUUCGAUCUUCAUUGUUUUUAUUUUUAAAAGAAUUUGAAAUCUGUCCAUAAUUUAUUACUAAAGGAUCUGCUUAUUUAUUAUUAGAUUAUAUUUAAGCAGAUCUUAAUUUACCUUAAAUUUGUUAAUUAAAAAAAUAAAAGUCAAAAUUUGAUCUUAACUAAUUUUGUUGUUAUAUUAUUAAAUUAGCUAUGAUGACUCUUCAAAGUUUUGAUGAUUCAACUUAAGAAUAAUAAAUAAUAACACCACUUCAAAAAUUGGCUUUUUUAUUUGAGAGAAUGGAAUUGAGUCAAGGUUUUAAUAAUUUGGAAAUACCAUCAAAUAAUUCAAAAAUAAAUUGGAAAUUAAAAGUACCUGAAGAACUUAUAGAAUUAAUAAUUAGUGAACCUGAUGCUAUUUAAUAUUUAAAUUCUACUACUUAGAGAAUGAAAAUUCAUCAAUUAAAAAAUGAAGAAUUUUGUGAUGAAUAGGUGAAAAGAAUUAAUACAGUUCCUACUAAUAGAAUAAGACCAUCUAUAUAAAUUAAUAAAUAAUUUGAGGAAUAAUGUCAAUAAUUGUUUUAAGAAAAUUAUACAUAAUUAUUUAAUAUCUAUAGAUAAUAUUCUGGUAUUAGUUAAUAGACUGGACAAGAUAAUGAAUUAGUUGGUAGUAAAUGGAUGAAAUUUUUAAAAGAUGCAAAUUUAGUUAAUAUAAAUUUAAUUGAUAAAAAUAGUAAAUUAUCUUAUUAAAUACCUCAUAAUGAAAUUGAUUUAAUUUUUACUAAGGCAUGUACAGUCUCAUAAAAUAAUAGAACAUCUGUUCCAAUUAAAUAAAAAAAAUAAACUAUGAAUUUCUUAUAAUUUUUGAAAGGUCUUUAAUUACUUACAAAUGAUAUACAUGUUUUAAAGACAAUAUUAUAUGAUCAUGUAUUACAUUUAAUGAGUCAGGGACCAGAAAAUAAAAUGAAAGAUCUUCUCUCUUAAUUAAUGAAUUUAUUAAAGGAUAAAGAAAUAGUUGAAUUUUUAGGAUUACUACAUAAAUCUAUUUUAGUAUAUUAUAAACAUUAUACUAUUGGUAAAUAGAUUAUGAAUUUUGAAUAGUUCUUAAGAUUUUAUAAAGUAAAUUAUUAUAUUUAAUAUUAUUAGGAUUUCUCAAUCUUUCCUGAUUUAUUAACUAAAAAUAAGAUAGUUUAAAUAUUUUAAAUAUUGUCUAAAUUAUAUGAGAAUCAAGAAAAUUCAAAUAUUAAAAGUGGUAAUAUUGAUCAACAUAUGUUUGUUGAAUCUCUUGCCCUUUCAGCAUUGGAAAUCUUAUAUAAUGAUGAUGAAAAUUUAAGUUAGUUAGAGAAAGUAAGUAUACUUAUAUGAUUUAAGAUAUAUUUUUUGAUAGAGAGAUUAAAUUAAUCUGAUGGGCCUAGGAUUGUUCAGAAGUAAUUAGGACAUACAAAGUAAAAUAUUAAUAAUUAAAAAAUUUAGAUGUCCUUCUGGUUAAGACUGGGACUUAUUGUAUCAUAUAAGAAAGAGGUUUUCAUGGUUAAUUUAAUAACAAGAAUAAGUCUCUUAAGAAUAAUGA